AACGCGCGUGCUCGCGAUUCUCCAAUCACGUAUCACGAUAAGGCUGUUGGAGUGCUUGACCGGUAGUUGUGUCGGUUGAAAAUCGCGCGUCGUUGUAUGUGGUAAUUUUGUAUCAUCGAAACAGUAAACGACGCUGUGCUGCUGGUAAGAUCACAAAUUCCCUAUGGCAACGGCAACUUCUGUACUGCUGCUGCUGCUGCUGCUGGUGGUGGCAUGUCGGUGCCAGUCGGAGUCCAGUUUUGAGGAGCCAUUGCACAGCGAUGUGGCUCUCUCAGAGCUGGAACGUGAGGGGAGAGACCAGUACCGUCAGGCUGUGGAGAGGAUAUCCAUGCCGCAGUCCGGGACCUGCUGGAAGCAAGCUGUUGCCGCCCUUCAGGACGGCUGCCGGCAGCUCGACGAGAAGACCCAUGGUGAUCUGGCUCUGCGAUUUUCUGACUGUUUCCUGGAAAUGUCAGGGCUCGAGAAGCAUAACUGCCAAUUUGAAGACAAAGCAUGCCUGCGUGAAAUGAACCAGACUGCAUUUGAUACUUAUUCAAAGUUUUACAUCCACACACAAAGCAUGUGCUACUUCCUGUAUAAUCAAGCAUGGCAUCAGGAAACAGAAAAAACCAUAGCACGACUGACAACUACAUCUUCAAAGAUGUCACAGCAAUUGCAAGAGUCUGCCGAGGUGCAGAGCAAGAUGUUGUCAGAUCUCCUAUUGGUGAGCACCGUCGUGGGACAAGUAUCGACUGUACUGCUCGCCAUCCAGAAUCUCUUGCUCAGUGGCUCCUCGUUCUUUGGCACUGUGCUGUUCUUCACCGUGGCUGCAGUCGCCUUAGCGGCUCUCGGCCGAACGCGUUCCGGUUCCAGUAUGGUACCACACAUGUUUGCUGUGCUGUUUGCUGGUGCCAUUGUGGAGACUGUUAUUGCAAAUUGGUUUGCCGAUGAUGCAGCAACUCAUUACCAGUGGGUGUGGUAUCUACGGUGCUUUGAAACAAUUCUGUGCACGAUACUGCUUGGUUAUGCUGCUUGGAGAUACCAGCACUAUGGACCGGCAAACAACAGGUUGUUGAAAAUGAUUGACAACAAGAUUGAUCGGGUGCUGGUUGCAGUUCUAAGUAUCAAUAAGGUGAAAGGACCACUUCAGUCAACAUGUGUUAAAUGUGGACACAAUAAUGGAACAUAUUCGGAUAAUGCCUAUUACAACAUAAGCCAAAAAAAAGAAAAGUCAAUGCCUGGAAUGUAUGAAAAUAGUAAAAGGGAGGAAACUGAAGACAAGCCAAGCAUUUUCUCGCAAUCAGCACAUGCACCUUUCCUGCCGCAACAUACUCCAGUGGCAGCAGACAGCCCUUCCACGACCCGUUGGGCUAAGGCUGACUUCACUGGGUCCUUUGAAACUGGCUACUCCAGACGGUCCAGUCUGCCACGCCGGAGUCCUACGCCAUUUGUCGAUGCCCAGCAAGUCGUGUCACCUCUGCCACCAUACGAUUAUGUGGAUUUGAAAAGCGAGGCUAGAAAGGAUACCACAGCUCCAUUGACAAGAAGAGAUUUUUACACACCAGAGCGUGAAACACACAGCAGUACGGAGGUAAAGAAGGCCGUUGUGCGAAUAGAACCACUAAAAACUCGAGUAUCGGCCCCGACUCCACAGAGCCAGGCACCACAGACGCCACAGCCGCUGCGGCGACAGACACCGACAAGGAAAGUUCGUCAGGCUAGGAGUGAUUCUGAACAGAAAGCCCUGCAGCCCAGCUCAGAGUACAGUCUGCGCAGCCAUAACAGGGACACGGGCUCUGUAGCUUAGUUUUAACGGCACAGCAAAUGGGAUUGUGUCACAUUCUCAAAAGAUCUGAGUACAAUUUUUCCUUACCUUUAGCAUUUGGUGAUGUUCUUUUGCUGUCCAUUCCCAAUGACUUGACGUCAUAAUCAGCUAUAUACAGAGGUCAUAAAUAUAUUAUACAUAAAUAUGUCUUUAGCAGGAAUGAUUAGGAUGUCAGCUCGCAGAACCAUACCCUUGGAUGAAAUCAGCUGAAGUGCAUUUUUAAUACUUUUUGAGUUGGUGUUAUUGCACAAAUGCAUGUAGUUGUUAAUUUUGUUACAUUGUGUGUAAUAUAUUAAUUACAGAAUUUUUUGUACUUUAAUACUGAGAUAUCAUAACUCCCAUUUUCUGCUUAAGCGGCAGUUAAGAUAGUAUUGUUCUGAACUGUUGCUAUGUAAGCCUGCAUCACUGUUUUAUAUAUAUUUGCUUCUCACAUCAUCAGAAUUGACUUGUCCUGUGUUCUCGUGUAUCUGCUUUAAAAUGUGAGAGUUCAGAAUACUUGACUAAUUUUUCUUCUGCAUCAACAACAUUCUAAAAUGUUCAUAUGUUACAACACUGUAAAGAUAAAUAUACACCAAAAAUAACUAUAUUUUUUAUCUUUCGUGUAAAUAACAUUAAAGUGAAACAUAAGUUCCCAAACUAUUGUUUACUGCAGUUGUUAAUAAUCUCUUAUUUUCCUGUUCUAACAGGAGUAUCUUGGUAGUUUAGCGUAUAAGGCUGAUUCCUAGAGAUUAAACUAAUUGUCAUUCAGAGUAGGAAUGAGUGUGUAAUUUUUAAAGUAAUGUGCCUUCUUUCUAAAUUUUGAAGUAAAUAGGACUUUGCUUUGAUUCUCUUACACACAAAUUUACAGUAUGCAAAAUAAAUCUCAACCAUGUGAUCAAUUACUGAAACUGUGAUAGGAGCACUUUUGAUGUAAAUAAAAUAAGCUAGGAGAUACUGCGCCUUCAUAUUUCAUGACUGAUGGAAGAGAUGAAUUUUGGUGAGUCUGCAUGAGCAUGCAUUGUUAUCUGAAAUUAAAUCCUCCUUGACAUAAGUGUGAUGAGGCAACCAGAACACCAAACUUGCAACAAUUACUGUUUGUGACAAUACUGUUUUCACAAAUCAGAAAUUGGGGUCACAAACAGCAGUCCACCUCUUCUUAAACUUCCAAAUAUUUUGUACUCGUCAGCACUCGUAAAUCUUUGAAGUGCACCUUACUGCUUUAAGAAAUUGGUGCCCAUGCAGUGACCUUCCAAUGAGGUAUUUUUUUCAAAUUAACUUUUUACCUGAAUUUUAAAAUUAUGUUGCUUUUCAUUCAAAGUUAAUUACAGUUUAUAUCUAUCCUUAAUGUAAAAUAAGAGAGACAGUUUGUACACUUCGUUAACAAGUCCGGCUACGCGAAACUGGCCCUAACCAAAUCACUCGUGCCAUACCACUGCAGUAUGAAAAUUCAAGUGUUUUAUUUGUUCAGUUCAUUAAAAUUUAGUGGGAAAUUGUACCUGAUACCGCUGAACUACAAUUGCAAAAUGCAAAGCAAAACAGUCUGUGCACACCUACACUAGUAACUAGUAUACUGUGAGCCACACAUGGUGCUGUAUUUUUUUGGAAUCGUCUAGCAAAUGAAUCCUAGACACAGUCAAAGCUUAUUGGUGGAACUGCUCUGACUGUCCAUCCCAUUUUUAUGAUGCAUGUAAUUGGCAGCACAUAUGGGUGGAUCAGCAGUAUUAAAAUGCACUGAACUACCUUAAUCGGUGCAUGUAAGCUCUCAUCCCAGAUAUGUCUCCCACUGGUAUUGACUCAAAACAAUAUCUCAAUAAACCGAGACAUAUAGCUGAAAAAAAGACUGCUGUAAUUGUUUCGACAGACAUACGUUGAAUUUAUAAGGCGAACAUUAAAUUUGAAGUAGAGCACGAGCCCGUCCCCACUGGACAACAAAGUAAAAGUGCAAAAGGUAGCUACCACUGGCUUGAGAGAUGAGGGGACAGUGUAGGGUAGGUGUAAAUGAUGGAGAGUUGGUGUGUAAAAAGAAAGUUCCACCUGUUCAUAUUAACAGAGUAAACUGUAUGGUGUAGAUCAAAGAUCUGCCCAAGUCAUUUGUAUUUUGUAUUAUUCAAAAGGUUCUAUUCAGUAUUUUUCAUUUUCCAUUGAGUACAAUUAUUAAUUGGUUAAGAGAAAAGUGGGUAGUGUUCAAAACGGCUGCAAUCUUAGAUAUUGUAAGAAAAUCAUGUUAACUAGAAGUGCAAUUUAUUUUGUAGGCUGACUAGGUUAGUGUAUGGGAUUAGCCGAGCGGUCUAAGGCACUGCAGUCGUGGACUGUGCGGCUGGUCCCAGCGGAGGUUCGAGUCCUCCCUCGGGCAUGGGUGUGUGUAUUUGUCCUUAGGAUAAUUUAGGUUAAGUGGUGUGUAAACUUAGGGACUGAUGACCUUAGCAGUUAAGUCCCAUAAGAUUUGACACACACUUUUUAUUAUUAUUAUUAUUAUUAUGAGUAUUUUCUAUGAGUGCAAAUAUUUUAGAUUAGGCUUUACCAUGACUAUUACUGAUAUUCAAUGAAACAAGUUUACUGUUAUCAGUCACUGUUUUAUUUAUAUACACAACAUUUUUCGAUGCUUUUAACCUCCAUCACCAGGUGAAUUUAUCAUUGGCAGUAUCACACGUAUUGACUGUGUUAUGAUUUUGUGGUAAUUUGAGGCACUGUCUCCUUUCACUAUCUAAACACAUCACCUGUAAACUUUCUUUCAUCACAAAAGAUGACAGUUUACAUGUGAUGUUUAAUGAUGUGAAAGGAGCCUUUGUUCACUGGAGACAGUUACCCCAAAAUCGUCACACAGCGCACACACACGUGAUACUACACAUGUAAAUACAACUGAUGGUGAAGGUUAGAACCUUUAAAAUGCAUUGUGGAUAUAAAUAAACAGUAAAUGCUAACAGUAAACUUGUUUCAUUUGGGUUAUGUUCUAGUUGGUUUUUCUCUGUCACACUAGUAUAUUUUUAAAAAAUAAAAAAAUAACAGAACCCAAGGAUUAGAUGAAAAUUAUAGCUGUUACUAAGAAGAAAUCUCUUUUGAAUAGACAAAAACAAAUUUGUAAAGUAUGUUCAACAUUUUUUGGAAAUAAUUCAAAUGCUGAUCAACUUCUCACAUCCUUAAAGAGUUCUAUUUAUCAUUUUAAUACCAUUUAAGAUGGGCAGUGGUGAAUAUAUAUUGUUUUUAUUUCAUUCUGCACCUUGUGUUGAUGAACUGUAUGUUUACAGUAACAGACAGUGGUGAAGAGGAGGAAAAAUAUGAUCUUAGAUGGCAAGUGAUCACUCACCUGAAAUACUUAAAAUUAUGUAAUUUUGAACUGUGGCUAACUAAUACCAUACAUGGUUCGUGUGAUAAGACAGUAAUUUUCAUAUUGCUUACCUUGUGUCGAAAUAUAGGCAUCGUAGUUGCAUCCUUGUAUACACAGUGAAUUACAAUAUUAGAACUGUGCAUGGACAUGUGCUAGAUUAUGUUUAUAAAAAAAUAUUAAUUUGAUAUUUAUAUUUGAGUGUUUUUGAUGUAGUUUUUAAUGCAGUGUAUGUGAAUGAAUAAGAAAAGGAAAUUGCUUAUUCAUUAACAGCGCAUAGAUUAUAUUUAUAGAUCACCUUUAUAUGAGUAUAGAAAUAAAAAUUGUAGGUGAUACAUUUA
Molecule: messenger RNA, 5446 nt
Organism: Schistocerca cancellata (South American locust)
Lineage: Eukaryota; Metazoa; Arthropoda; Insecta; Orthoptera; Acrididae
Exons: 9
Coding region: 164-1786 (540 amino acids)
Source: RefSeq, a predicted model, not a curated record